AUGGAUGCCCAGAAGCAGCAGGUAGCGACUCCGCCUCCACACCAUCCGAUUGAUGCUGCUCAAGCCAUGUUGAACCUAGUGUUGUUGCAAACCGGUCGAUUCUUUGCUGAUCCUGCGUUGCGUGAUUCAAAACGUGCACAGAGUGGCUUGAAGAAAGUCAUUCCAGCUGCAUUGUCUAGCUACCAUAAUCAUCUGGAUGAGCUUUCAACUAAAAUUAAGUUUGCGCAACGGGUGAUACGUAGAGACCUAGCUGUCAAGCAAAAGGAACGAGAGAAGAGAGAGGCAGAGGCUGCAGAGAAGCAAAAGACUGCGCCAGCCCCUGCCGUUGCAUCUCCGCAGAAGCCUGAUCUGACCGAAACUCUUGACGAAGAGAAGAAGUCGACAGCUACGCAGGACGUGGACAUGGAAGAUGUGGGAGAUGCACCCAAUGACGACGCGAAGCCUUCAAUUAUGCCCGAGGAGGAGAAGAAUGCAACAUCCAUUUCUGACACAAGGGUCCCACAGCCUGUAAAGCCGCCACCAAUUCAGACACAAACGAACGAGCAGAGCAAGAAAUCUGACCCUGAGAUUGAGCAUGAGGCUACUAACAACCCUCUCACAGCUACUGAUGAUCUCUUUGGUAAGACCCCUACGACUGCUGGGAUCGGCAACGUCGACAUCGACAAGAUGUUCGAGGAUCUGAGCAACGAUCAAGACAUGGAUACCAACGAUAAUGACAACGACCUUGGCUUUGCCAUAGGCGAUAACGCGUCCAAUUCUCUUCUCGCGGGCCUUGAGGACUAUGCAAACAGCGGAGGAGACAUGAACCUAGACUCCAGUAACGGUAUAGACGAUUUCACCAUAACAGACUUGCAAGUAGAGGUCUCCAAUCCCAACCCAACUACGUCGGCUCCUGCCACUACGACAUUGCAAACAACCUCAGCCGCCGCACAGCAAGCUGCUACAACGACGACAGAUGCUAUAAACACGAACGACCAGAAUGACUUCAAUGAUCUGUUCAGCUUUGACCAAGACGACAGUGAAGACUGGAUGAAUGGUCCGACCGGUGGUGACGGAACUGCAUUCGACGACGCGUUCCUCGAUCCUGGCGAAUGA
Molecule: messenger RNA, 1095 nt
Organism: Pseudovirgaria hyperparasitica
Lineage: Eukaryota; Fungi; Ascomycota; Dothideomycetes; Acrospermales; Acrospermaceae
Exons: 3
Coding region: 1-1095 (364 amino acids)
Source: RefSeq, a predicted model, not a curated record